Molecule: messenger RNA, 573 nt
Organism: Acaulospora morrowiae
Lineage: Eukaryota; Fungi; Glomeromycota; Glomeromycetes; Diversisporales; Acaulosporaceae
Source: the annotation of a GenBank genome assembly
AUGUCUCUACAAAAUUGGCUUGGUGGAAUAAGGCUGACAAGGACAUCGGUUUCCUUUGCGAAGGUGAAUUUUAAUUCCGCGUUACGAAACAAAAAUAUAGAACUAUCUUUAGGCUUUCAACAGCUUCGCCAAUAUACUUCAAGUGAUGUUUUUAAAUAUGCGAGGUUACGUCCCGAGCUACGCACUUCGGACGACCGUUUUGCACUCACGAAGAACCUGGUAUACUUUGCUAAUGCGCGUAGUUAUACUGUAGGAAGAAUAGAAACUCAACGAGAGGAAAUAUCUGGAUCAGAAGCAGAACAAGGCGAAUCCGAUAUAGUAUCUAAUGAUGAAUAUGUUCCUGCGCGAUUUGACGAAAUCACGGCGAUAUCACCGAACACUCAAAAAGCUUUGAAACAGGAAUUUAGAUACAAAACUAUGUCGAAAGUUCAAGAUGCUGUGUUAUCACGAGCACCGAUCGAUGGAGAUUUAUUUGUGAAAGCUAAGACAGGAACUGGUAAAACCUUGGCAUUUCUUAUACCGGCUAUAGAAACAAUGCUUCGUAAUUCACAUCCAAACAAUGACGGUAGGAUG